Molecule: messenger RNA, 1628 nt
Organism: Antechinus flavipes (yellow-footed antechinus)
Lineage: Eukaryota; Metazoa; Chordata; Mammalia; Dasyuromorphia; Dasyuridae
Product: interferon-inducible protein AIM2-like
Exons: 7
Coding region: 103-1245 (380 amino acids)
Biological process (GO): activation of innate immune response; cellular response to interferon-beta
Molecular function (GO): double-stranded DNA binding
Source: RefSeq, a predicted model, not a curated record
GCCUUAGUUUGAGUGUUGGUAGCUCUUUCUUCCACAGAGAAUUGCACUGUUUACUUUAGAAGAGAAGGGCAUACCGACCGAUUAAAAUCUGAAUCUAUAGAGAUGUCAACAAGACUGAAUCCAACUGAUGAGAUGAUGAUUAAAUUGGGGGAAAUUUUGCUAGAAACAUUGACAGAGCUGGAUGAAGAUGAAUUUAAACUAUUUAAAUACUAUCUAAAGAAUAGAGGUUUGAUCAUCAGGAUGGAAGGAAAAGCUGAUAGAAUUGACAUAGCUGAAUCUAUGAAAACAAAGUUUGGUGCUGUCUCUGCUCUGAAGCAUAUCACUAACAUAUUUAAGAAAAUGAAUCUUAAUGAAAUUGUUAAGAACCUUCAAGCAAAAAAAGCUCAAGUUGAGAAGGAAUACAAUAAGAAAAAAGAGAAGAAACCAGUGACAAGAGACGAUCAGACCCAAAUGAGAAAAACAACUUCUAACGGCAAUGAUAACAUUGGUAAACCUCAGCUGACCAAGAAAAAUAACCUGAAAUCCACCAGUGAGACAAAGAAUAACCAAGUUGCUAAGAAAAGAAAAGCACAAACUGAAGAGGGACAAGAGAUCAAAAAAAGAAAGACAUCCCAGGAAUCUCUCCAGAAAACAAAACCAGAAGCUGAAAGAGAAGAUGGUCUCCAGACAAUGCCCAUGGUAGUAAUGGUGCUCAAAGUGAAGGAGACAUUUGAGUAUGAUACUCAAAAAGGAAAGAAAGAGAUGUUUCAUGCCAUUGUGGCAAAUGAGCAUGAAUUUAUCCGGGUAAAGGUUCUCAACAUGAAUGUCAAGGAACAAUUCAAGAAAAAUAAGGUCAUCGAAAUAUCAAAAGCUUAUUGGAACAGAGGUUUCCUAGAAAUAAAUAAAUGUUCCAAGGUAGAAGAUAUGACUACUAACAAAAAAAUCACAGUACCCCAAAACAUCAUCAGAAAAGCGGCUAAAACCACAAAACUCCAAAUGCUUGAAAAACUAAAACCAGGAAGCUAUGUGGAUGGUGUUUAUGAGAUCCAUAAGAAAACCGAAAAAGAGAAUUGUACAUUCUUUGAAGUGAAGGACAACACAGGAAAAAUUAAAGUAGUGGCAUUUGGCAAAUGGGCCAAAAUAAAGAGUGAGAAAGGAGACAAACUUCGGCUUACCUGCUUUGAGUAUAACAGUUUUGGGGAUGAAAUGCAACUGAAAUCUGUAACUCAUAGUUGCAUCCAGGUCAUCAAGGCUAAGAAAAAUUAGAAAGAUAGCUCAAGAGAGAACAAAUUGAUAGUCCUGAUAUUGUCUCCUCUCUGUCAACUGGACCUUUCUGAUGAUAUCAGAUUCAACAGCUACAAACCUAAGAAUUCAAUACUUUAAAAAUAACAAUCUAAGUGCAAAACAUGGCAUAGGGUUCCAGUUUGAUCCUGCCUCCAGUACUUAGUUCUGCAACUUGGAUAAGUUAUAUUACUUUCAAUGUCAAGCUUUCUUUUAAUUUUUUUUUAGUUGACAAACAUUUAUUUUCUCUGCCUUCCAUCUUCUCUCUCCUCCCCAUUAAAAAGGGAAAAAAAGCAGGGGAGAGGUAAUGCCUUGUCACAAAUAUUCAGUCAAGCAAAAUAAAUUUACCCUUUGGUCAUGUCCAAAAA